GAGGGAGGAAGGCUGAACAUUGGGGGCCAAGUCUUCCUCCUGAUGCUCCACUUACCUUCCCAGCUUGCCUGCCUCCUGAAGUUUUGUUGCCUUGUGGCUGCUGCUGCUGCUUUGCCUGGAGCAGCCUUUAGCUUUCUAGGUGGUAAGAUCUUCAACUUUCAGAAACCUUAACCAACAUGAUUAAUUCUCAAAGAUUCUGCGAGUAGAAGUCACAAACACUUGGUAGACCAGAACUUGAGAACCAUUGCUCUAGUGGACACUGUCCUGAACUACAACACAAAAGCUUUCCAGCUGCUUGACUCACAGGCUUUGACACAAGCCAGAUGGCUGCGAUUGGUAGGCGCACAGGCUGCCUGGUACUACAGUUGAUGAGACAGAAUAGGAAGACGUUUUAUGAUCAGCUGCGGGAGCACAAUAAGACUGCAGCUUUGCUAGGGUCACGUAGGGAUAAAAAGAGCUGCAAGGUGGUCUUUCCCCAGGAAGAACUGAGGAAGCGGUUGACGCCUUUGCAGUUCCAUGUUACUCAGGAGAAAGGGACCGAAAGGGCUUUUGAAGGAGAAUAUACAUAUCACAAAGCUUCUGGAAUAUACAAAUGUGUUGUUUGUGGAACUCCUUUGUUCAAAUCAGAAACAAAGUUUGACUCAAAUUCAGGUUGGCCUUCCUUCUAUGAUGUGAUUGCCUCUGACACAAUUACAUUCACUGAUGACUAUGCCUUCGGGAUGCACAGGGUUGAGACAAGCUGCAGUCAGUGUGGUGCUCACCUUGGACAUAUUUUUGAUGAUGGGCCUCGUCCAACUGGCAAACGAUAUUGCAUAAAUUCAGCUUCACUGUCUUUUGAGCCUGCAGAGAAGAACCAAGAUGGUGAAGCAAGCAUUAGCUCUACUUCUGCCCAACCAGAAAAGACAGAGCUGUAAUAGUAAAGAUCGUUCUCUGGACAGCUUGUGUCCCUACAUGACUUAUAAAGAAUGUUAUCCUAAAUUGCCUUCUAUCUUUAAAAAAAACCACCAUGUAACGAUAUUCUGCACUAGCAAUUCUUUUCUGUAUCAAGAUGAGGCCUUGAGUGCCAAUGUAUUUUGUUAUGUAAUCGUACCUAAAUAAUUGUCUACUUUUGUGCUUUGGGUAAUCCCUUAGCAAGAGAAUCUUUGGCUCUACGGGUUGUUACUUUCCAUGUACUGUUUUGUUAACAUAGGUUUGAAUAUAACCUUCCUUGGCUGCAAGGAGGAAGAUGACAAUUCAUUUCAGUCAAGGCAGAACUGUAAUAUGUAACAGGAUUUUGAUAGCCUAAUACUUAAGCGAUUUUGGGAUUUUGUUCUGAUUUACAGGACUUGUGUAGCCAACCAUCUAACAGUAACUACCACACUUUCUCAAAGUGGAAGCUUGGGGAUGGGUUAUUGUAUCCAAUCUGUACCAUGGCUCAGGUUUCUAUUAGAAUCUUACGAUUGUACUUACUGUUAAGUAUGUGGUAAUUUGCCUCCCACCUUGUUAUUAAUUCUUAAUCAAAACAGAGCUCACUGUUAUUGGGCUGAUCAGUACAGAUAGCAGAUAUUUGCCCUUUUCUGAGUAUAUUAAAACAUCUUAAAUUACAAUCAGAAUUUAAACAAAUGUGGAGACCUGACCAUUUUACACAUCAAACUCUACAAUCUUUAGAUGCCUGAUCUAUCUGCUCAUGGUAAUAGCAUUAGCUAAUUUGUUUCAGCAUGCUUCUUUAAUGAGGGUCCUGCAAAAUCACCAGCAGUGAGUGAAAUAACAUAUACAUGAACAUUAUGAAUUUACUGUUUUGUGAGUCAUGCCUUGAAGAAGAGCAAGGAAACAUUAAUUUGGGGCUGUUCAGAAUCCUGUAAUAUCAGUACUGACUGGAGAUUCUGGGAGCUGUAGUCCAAAAAGUAACUUUCCCAGGCUCUGCCUUAUUUCAUGGAAGCAAACAACUAGGACAGCCUUCAUUUUACUCUGAAAGUUAAUACUUCAUUAGAGAGGUACAAACUUUCCUACAAUCCUCUUGAAAAUGUUUGCAUAGGCAUUACAAGGGAUGUCAUUCCUUUCUUCCAACAGCAUAAAUAGCUAAACAAAUAUGCUUACUCGUGUGCAAAUUUACAGCAAUGUGCUGCCUGAAAAUACUAUUUGUAGCUUCUGAACUCUUGCUCUUUUUCAGCUCCUAUAUGUGUACAGGUACACCAGUACACUGAGUACCCAAACAGUAUUUCUAGAACAAAGAGGGACAAUCAAAGCACUAAGAAAUGCAACAAGGAACCAUGAUAUCCAGAAUGUGUGUGUAUGUAGUUUACUGAGGAUUGAGUAGUAUAUUUUAAUGUAAAUUUGUUUCUGUGCCUUUAGUGACAUAUUUUUAUUUUAAAGUCUUUCAGGAAAGUGCUGCUUUAUUUGAGGGCUGAAAUUUGCUUUCUUACACGAUUGGCAUAACUAUGCAUUGCCUUUAAACAGCUUACAUGGUUAGAACUCAGAAUAGCUGCAUUUUUUAAAAAAUGUAGCACUAUGGUACUGCUUAUUUUGCCAUUCAGUAUCAAACAUGAAAUAUUUAACACUGGCACUGUAACCAGUAAAUUACAGUUACUACCUUUUAAGCCUUAGAGCGCAGUGGAGAAAAAUGAUACACUAAUAAAUAACAAAUAUAGCUGAAAAACAGACAGAUGUAGGAUUUCAAAAUGCAGCCAUAUACAUAGGAGAAUAGUUGUGGUUAGCAUCACUCUCAUGGAUGCAAUUGCUCUCUAGUUUGAGCAGUUGUUAGUACAUAAAGGCAAGCAAUUUCUGUGUCAAGUCAUUCUUGCUUUUUAUUUUAUUUUUAUAAAAGGGCUGUUCUUAUUCCUUGCCUUUGUUGGAAGAAAAGUGAGUUAUCUCCAGUCACAUUUUCUGACAUAAAUCUAUAACGUGCAACAUCAAUGAGAAUGUGGGACAUUCAUGGGGUUUACUUUUCAGAUCACUGUUGUAGUAAAGGAUCACUGUAGUAUCAAGUUUCAGCGUAUUUCUGUCUUGUGUUAAAGAAAUAUAUGACUAAAACUUCAAUCAGCAAUAAUGUCAGCUGUCCAUUGGUAGAUUUAUACUUGCAGGAUAUGGAAUGCAGUGAACUGAGUCAGUAUGGCUAGGUAGAUGUGAUCUAUGGAAGUGUAAUACUAUUAACAGUGGAAAGCCAUUGUUCUUUCUCUGAACUGCAACACUGGGCAAUGUUUUUCACUGUGAAUGUUAGUAGAGGAUAUUAACAUGACUGGUAUUACAAAGCCUAAAUAGAGGUCACUUACUUUAUGGUCUUCACAAAAGAUCUUUGGAGCACAAUACAGUUGGGGAGAGUUUGUUGGUGGUUAUCUGUUCUUUGUAUUCCAAGGGUGCACAUAACUACUGAACACAAAUUAUAUAGGCAUAGAAAACUAUACUUUAUAAUACUCUGCCUAUAUUAUAUUGAGGGUUUGUAAACUAUCUUCUGCGUAUCUCAAAAGAUAUUUACAGGAAGAGAAAACUUUAAAAAAUAUUAUUUUAGCAUAUGCCGUAUACCAUUUUGAAUAUUUGAACUUUUCCUCAGAAUUGUUCUUUGCUUGUAAGGCAUCAAUGCUGAAUUUUUAAUGGAGAUAUCUUUUAAUAUAUUUGCUGUA
Molecule: messenger RNA, 3596 nt
Organism: Sceloporus undulatus (fence lizard)
Lineage: Eukaryota; Metazoa; Chordata; Lepidosauria; Squamata; Phrynosomatidae
Gene: MSRB3
Product: methionine sulfoxide reductase B3
Exons: 8
Coding region: 324-914 (196 amino acids)
Biological process (GO): response to oxidative stress; protein repair
Cellular component (GO): cytoplasm
Molecular function (GO): peptide-methionine (R)-S-oxide reductase activity
Source: RefSeq, a predicted model, not a curated record